Messenger RNA from Nasonia vitripennis (jewel wasp), 5178 nucleotides. RefSeq lists its product as uncharacterized. The record is from RefSeq and is a predicted model, not a curated record. Lineage: Eukaryota; Metazoa; Arthropoda; Insecta; Hymenoptera; Pteromalidae. Bases 966 to 4559 code for a protein of 1197 amino acids. The transcript has 2 exons.
CAAGCCAAUCAUUUCGUUCGUAUCAUAGCAGUAGAAGCAGACAUGUAUUACGAUAGCUCCGUUACAAUACAUGUUUGAAUUACUUUUUUUUUAAUAUAACGCAGAUUAUACUUAGUAUUUCAAUGUACUACAUUAUACAUUUUGUGCCAAUCGAUCAGUAUAAAAAUAUUUAAUUAUAAUUAAUUUAGACAUUUUUUUUUAUUCUUCAGAAUUCUUAUGAGCAGCUAAAAAUGUUUACAAAUUCAGCACGAAUUUUUGGAUAAAUAGAAAUGCAUACACGUUAAAAAUAAAUAUUUAAAGUAGGCUGCAGAUUUUGUUUAGAAUAAAAGCGAAUGAAACUGUAAACACGCAAAAACACACAGCUAUUCACUUCCACGUUGACUCAUCGGUUCGCAAAAUCCGAGUACUUUCCCGGUUCGUCAGCCGGCCGAAAGACUGGGGCACCAUCUAAGCAUUCGCUGACGUCAGCCCUGCUCUGAGAACACCGCCAGACACGAGGAGCCGCUAUGUACGCGGAUAAGCAGCAGCAGCGCGCCUGCGCGCACAACUCGAUCCGCUUCUCUCGCGGCAUUCCGUCGCCUCGCGUCGCCAGCAGCAGCUGCCCGCCACGAGACACAGCAGCGGCUACAGUGACGGUCUCAUCCUGUAGUGCUCGAUGAUGUCGUCGAGGAUGUGAAAAGCCUCAGUGCGAGAAUUCCCGAAGACAUCCCUCAGUUCAGUAGAAAAAGACGAGGUGCACCACUGGGUGACGUAACCAAAAGCUGCCGGCUCGGGACCUUGAAACCGCGUGCGUGUGUGUGGCUGUGUGUGCGGAGCCGCGAGUUUCGGAGUCGGCGCAUCUCUUCCUUCAGCACACACGCGAGCCGUUGCUCCGCUCCGAAUUGAGUCCAGGUGCGUAGCAGCUUUGUUGGGACCUCGACUGGGGUCUUUUUUUGAGAUUAAUCAUCCACACUUGGUCUGCAAAAAUGGAGCACUUGUCAUCGAGCCAUUUGUAUGCAAUCCAAGAAAUCGCCGGCGAAACUCGCGUAGAAAAAUUCAAAGAGAUUGGCCGCAUAGUCUCUUGUGUCAUAGCGGCUAUCCAAAGAGGAUGCGAUUUUGAGACAGCGGCUAACGCGGGGAAUGUACCGAAAGCUAUAGUGCCUUUAAUCAAAGUUCUCGUCGGAGUCAAAAUAAAGUCCCAUGAAUUCAUCAUCGAAGCUCUCAAAUCCGAUGACAUCUACCUGAUAAUAGAGGCUCUUAGGGCCAGGUGGUUUUACGAUGGUAGCGAUAAAACAAUCACCAACUACGAGUAUUUCUCGAAAAAUUUGCUACCAUACGUAUCAAUGAGUACGCGUCGUGAAAUAGUCAAGAAACUGGCUGUAGGCCUCGCAGAUAAGCAGGUGAAACUAGCCGAAGAUUUUUUCGAUGGCUUCGUCGCUACUUAUGGUGUACAAGAGGCUACCAAUUUUUUACCAGCCUGCAGGAGCGAUUUUAUUUAUGAAGCGAUCGUGAAGCACAAGAUCGUCUUGUCGAACAAAAUACUAAAAAUAAUUUAUCGCAAGUAUCCUGAAAUUGCUCUGCGUUAUCUCAAGUUUACGAAUCCUUACGAAAGGAGAGAUGAAAUCGGUCGGACUAUGUUCCGAGUAAUCGACAUCAAUCAAUACGAGAGUUUUAUGCCGCUGCUUGUGACGAAGCAUCCAGAGGUUUUCGUAAACAUGCAAGAGAUAUGUCAUACUUCGGCUAGCCUAGGAAACAGACGUACCAUGAUGUUUUUGAAAAAUGCGAAGCAUCUACUGAUAGAGAGACCAAGAGACAUAAUAGACUUGAUGCCUUUGAAACUAAUAUGUGACAAUCUAACUGAAAAUGAAUUCGAAACGAUGUUUGGCAACAUUUUGGAAAACCGAUGGGAUAUGUUCAAUAUCGACGAGAUGCUAAACUACUUGGGUUAUUAUCCAGAAGAUAAGAAAGCUACAUUACUGCGCGACAAAGUCAAGGAAAAGUACGGUUUCGAUCUCUACGAAAAAGUCGAGAAGAUGACGCCAAAGUUUCUAUUGCUGCUGCCUAAAGAAGAGCGCCACGCCUUGGCUCGACGAAUCAUUGAAGUCCGACAUAAAGUCGAGGUUUCUGACUCUGAUUCUUCUUGGUGGUGCUACCUACCAGUCGAAGAGGCUAUACCAGCAAUGAAGAUGCAGAUCGUCAAACAUUGGAAGCCUCUCAAGCGGAAGAGGCUAUUCUCGCAGUUGAUCUACUUAUGCAAGCUGAACGAGAACAUGGAAGCGCUGCUAGACGUAUUAAGGUUCGUCAACGAGAAGUACAGAAACGAAAGAGCUGAUGUGAUCUGUGGCAUGCUUGACAGAAUCACCCAAGAGUUCGACUUGGACACUUUCGAGCAGGAGUACUGGAGUAUUAUGUUCAAUCUUAUAAAGCAUCUCAAGCUGAAGAAAGAAACGGCCAGAGAGUAUUGGGUGCUUAUCAAAAUACUCAAAAAGAACGUUCAUUAUUGUGAUAGUCAUGGUCUUCCAGUUGACGACAUUAUCGAACUGAUAGUGAAGUUGUUCCUCGAGGGACGAGUUGGUGUGUCGUGGAUGUUGCUCGAGGACGAAGCCCAGUAUGAGCGAAGGUACCUGGACGUGUGCUUCAAGAAUAGUUACUGGAUGACUAUGGACUACAAGAAGAACGUCGUCGAAGGCAUUUAUAGUUUCAACGAGCGUCAUCUGAAAAAAAAUAAUUCGAUGCAAGGUUUUUCAAUCAAAGACUAUCCGCAUUUAUUAAAAAUAGUAGAAGAGACUCUAAAGAAGGAACAAAAUGAAAAAAUCAGCUGGAUCAUAUACACUAAGGAGAAGCUGAAAAAACACGAACCAGAAUUGUACAAAACAUGGUUUCCAGGCGAAGAAGACGAUUCUUCGAUCGAUAAUUUUUGUGAUGAGUUACCUCUUGAAGAAGACAAACCUGUGCCCGAAACUAGAAAGAAGAUAAUAUACCUGACCGAAGCCAUAAUCGCAUUGAAGAGAAAUUACGGCGAGAUCAAAGACAACUGGGAGCAGUACUACGAGUGCUGUAAAAAUGAGGUCACCUCAAAGAAGCGCAGACGAGUGAAGCUCUUUCUCAAAGCGCUGCGUUGGUACCAAGAUGUGCCAAUCAAGUUCGCCAAGCGAUCGAUCGAGGAGCGCAAUUUUAACAUCAUGGGACACAUGUUCGAUGGCGUGACCUUCUCCAAGAUCGCGCAGAUGUAUCUUCCUAAGGAGACAGACGAGGACCGCAAUACCGGUUACCUAAACGCUCUGCACAUUACGGCGGCUAUCAGAAACACGACGACACCCAUACCUAUAAAUUUGGUUGAGAAUUACUUGCAGGCGCACUACAUGUACUCCUUCAAGAACUACAUAAAUGAUGGCCUGAAGCUCUGGUCAUACGUGUCUUAUCGUACUUCGUCCAAUCAGAUGAUCGUGCUAUCGAGGAAUCUGUCGACGGAACGAUUAUUCAUGAAGCGACAUGCGAUACGGCUGAUGAACGCGAUGGCCGCGCGCAACGACUUGGUGGAUUUCUUCGCGGAGUUUUGGCGCAAAGAACAGCAUCCGAUUAUUCGCGAGAUACUAGCUGAGAAAAUCCGAAAGCUGUUUGCCAAGAGACCGAGCGAUGAAACCUGGAAGCUCAUGAGUUCCUGCAUAGAGGAUGUGUCCUUUGUCAUCUUCAGCGAGGACGACAUUCUCUACAACCUUAUGAGGUCCAAGGUCAUUCCCGUGGAGUACGCAUCGGCUUACGCGGAGCAGAUCAUGCGCAAACUGCGUGACUUUGUAGAAAAAGGUAUGUCCAACCACGACGCAGCUAAGUUCUUGGACCAGCUAUUCGACAAUCUCAAGCCUGAGUGCAAGGAUCAUCUGUCCGACGAGUUUUACAACAAAGUGCUAAACAUCUAUCUUCAGAACUCACAUUUGGAGUUCAGCAAUGCCAAUCGGUUCAUAGUCAAAGUUUAUCUGAACCCAACAAGCAUUCACUUCGAAAACAGACUGAGAUACCUGGCGCAGCUAUUGAGCGUAGAGUCAAAGCGAUUUUACGGCCUAAAUAUGGAGCAGCGCAAGCUCACGCCGAACGUCGUCGAGAGUGUCAUACAGAUCGUCGUUUACCAAGUGCAGAAAUUCAAAGGCAGCUUGAAGCUGGUCGAGAGCCUGUCCAAUGUAUUCUGGACCAUCUUCACACCUUACCAGCAUUCCUGGUCGCACAUAAUGCUUUAUCUAUGCACCGAGUAUAUGAAAGUGGAGCCUUCGUUCGAGGAGUUCGGAAUCCAGGUUGGUCAGAACAUAGGCUACUUAGUCGAGAAAUAUACGCCGGAGUACUUCAUGCAGAUCGUUGAGCUCAUCAACGAGUUUGUUUGUAACUUCAGCUUCUACGAGUACUCGACCACCAUCAGAAAUAGAUUAACAUUUUUGGAGGGUUUGAUCGUAAGUAAGAAUGUACAUGGGUACAUAAUAGCAGCAAAAUUGAUAAACGAGAAGAUCGUUAGCGAGUUCGAUCAUCAGCACUGCAAGAUACUUCAGCAGUUGUCGGAAAUAGACAAUCCAGUUGUUCAGUCUCUUUUGUAAUGGAGCAAAAAUUGUAAAUACGUUACGAGUAACAUAAGAUAUAUUUCUACUUACGCUUAUAGAUAGUUAUUUUAAUUUAAAAUCUACGAUGAUUGCACACAAAUGUGAUACUUCCUGUAAUUGCGUGACGAUGAAAUUUAAUUAUAUAUAUCAAGAUACAAGGAAAUAUAGUAAUAGAACUUUUGAUUUAUAACUCUGAACAGACAUCAUGUAUAUUUUCUAUACGCGCUAAUCGAUGCAACUAUGACAAAUAUUUUGUACAAGUUACACAUAUUUUAUUGUUGAUGUACAUUUGUUUCAUAAAUGCCAUAUAUGAUAAUAUUAAAAUCUAAGAGGAAACAAAUGUUCCUGCAUGCGUUGAUUAUUUUUUUAAAGAUGUAAUGUAAAAAUAUUAGCUAAGUAGAAAAAUCAUUUGUUUUUUCAUUGCAAAAAUAAAUGACGCGAACCAUAAUAUUUUUUUCAAAUACUUUUGUUUUUACUUGUUAGAAUCAUCUUCCUAUAGCCUCCGUUUUUUGGUGAAAAACUAGUAUUGUAACGCCAAAACUCAAGUUUUUGUCUGUAUUUUUGCAGAUAAGCAUGUACUUACUAAAUAAAUACUGCCUAUUCAAGUUACAAAAAA